CUUGGAUCAUGAAACACUCGUCGACUUGUGAAAUAAUACAGGGUCAGUCAGAUACCAGGUUGUCACUCCGGCAAAGAUAACCCAUGAACGCAAAACCGUUGUGGCCUCCAGGUCACACACUCAGACUCCUUCAGAAAGUACAGAGGCAUGAGUCUCUUGUGGAACUCGUGUACACGUCCCAUGAACGUUGGCCUUUCCCUCGACUUCCCACUCACCCACAACGUAGACUCGACACCAUUCGUAUAUCUAUCUUGGACUCUUCUUUCAAUCCGCCGACAUGCGCCCAUCUUGCUCUGGCAAACUCCCGACCUCCACGGUAUACCGUGAAGUCCGGCUUCACAGGCUUGCCUUUGGCAUCAGCAGCUGAGCUCGAUUAUGAUGCAAAGUUGCUGCUGCUAUCCGUGCGGAACGCCGACAAAGCACUGAAAUCCGGUGAUGCAACAUAUGAGCAGCGCCUGGAGAUGAUGUACCUCUUAUCAAAGGACAUGUCAGCAUCUGUCUCGAAAUCUGAGUCUGCGCAUGCCAACGUCGCAAUAGCCAUCGUCGAUGAACCAACUUUUGUCGGAAAAGCCGUACUUCUUCGGCAGUUCCUGCACGCGCGGAUCUUGAGCAUGUAUCCUCCGGCAACUGCUCUGGACAGGAUGGCAAUAUCACCCGCUUCUGACGAAAUAUCAAUACCCAAUCCACGCCUAGUAUUCCUGCUAGGCUUUGACACUCUCAUCCGCCUGCUGUCUCCGAGAUAUUAUGCAUCUGAAGUUGCAAUGAUGGAUGCUCUUCGUUUGUUUUUCUCGCCUGCGGGAGAUGAUUGUUAUGUGGUGUGUGCUCGGCGAAAAUUGGUAGAAAUGGAACACAUGGUACAAGAGGAAGUAGAAGCGAAGACUUUAUCCGUGGCAAAGGAAUUCGUGGAGAGCGAGCGAGUGGCGUUGAUCAGUCUAGGCACUGACAGUGUUGACGAGCAAACCAGCUCAAGCCAGGUGAGAACAAAGGUCGCACUCAAGGACGAGACAUGGAGGAGACUCGUUACCCCAUCUAUCGCCGACUAUAUCAUUCAGAAUAGCUUGUACGCUUCUUGAUGCUACC
Messenger RNA from Suillus fuscotomentosus, 1080 nucleotides. RefSeq lists its product as uncharacterized. Gene Ontology annotation, cellular component: nucleus; cytoplasm. The record is from RefSeq and is a predicted model, not a curated record. Gene Ontology annotation, molecular function: ATP hydrolysis activity; nicotinamide-nucleotide adenylyltransferase activity. The transcript has a single exon. The coding region runs from base 84 to 1073 and encodes 329 amino acids. NCBI's taxonomy places the organism in Eukaryota, Fungi, Basidiomycota, Agaricomycetes, Boletales, Suillaceae.